UGUUUAUUGAUCCGUCAGCGGAGGCCCUCCCGCAGGCAGGCGGCCAAGUCAGGCAGCUGUCGACUCCGGGAGGCUCGUUGGCUAUGGCGCUCCUGCUCCGUGUGCGCCUCCCCGCGGGAAUUCGCCGCCAGACGCCUCCUGCCCGCGACAGCGCCGCGCCACUCGAACUCUUUGGCGGUCUCCGCGGAUAGCGAGCCGCCCAUGGCGAUGGAGGACCAGCCCGCCGCCGCCGCCGCCGCCGCCGCCGCCAAGAGAGACGACAGCGGGGCUUGCAUCGACAGGCAGCCGGACGCGGUGCUCCACCGCGCCGGACCCAUCCACGUCGGAGGUCGCGGGAGCCGCACCGGAGCUUCAGCCGCCGCAGCCGGGAUACGAGUGCUAAAGCGCAACAUGAAGCGAGUGGGGAGUCGCGGGUGCAUGACGAGAAAGAGCAGGUUCGGAUCCCGGGAACGCGAAUGGCUGAAGAGCAACACCCAGCGGGGCUGCGUGUGUCUGUACGGGGGCACGGUGGACCCCCAGCUAACUACCUCCGGACCCCAGGCCUCCUCCACUCCUCAGCCUGACCUGCAGCUGGUGCUCUGCUCCACCAGCACCACAGUGGAGGAGAUGUGCGCCCAGAGGGACGGGCAGGGCCUUUUUGUCCAACUGCACGGCGAUCUGGUCAGGAGACUGGAGCCCACCGAGCGUCCUCUCCAGAUGCUUUACGGCUAUCUGGCCGCGAUGGGCUACGUCGACCCGGUGCGAGUGCAGCAAGAGGCUGCCAAUUCGGACCUCAGCUGCUUGAUCCGCUUCUACGGCGAGCGACCGGUGAACGCGGAUCAGCAGGAGCGCACCCUGCUGAAGGGCGUGUUCAGCGUUCGCAAGGGUAAGACGCAGCUGCACAAGUGGGCCGAACGGCAGGUCGUUCUCUGCGGAACAUGUCUCAUCGUGGCCUCGGUCAAAGACAGCCUGACCGGCAAGAUGCACAUCCUGCCCCUGGUGGGGGGCAAGGUGGAGGAGGUGAAGAGGAGACAACACUGCCUGAUGUUCAGCUCUGCAGGAUCGCAAGCGCAGACGUACUUUGUCAAUUUUGACACACUGGCUGACUACCAGCGAUGGCAUCGACAGGCAUCCAAAGUGGUGUCGCAGACAGUCAGCCUGGUGGACCUGUCGUGCUACAGUCUGGAGGCGGUGCCCAAGUAUCUGUUCUACUGCCAAGACGUGACCCACCUCAACCUGCGACACAACUUCAUGAACUUGCUGGGGCCUGGAGGUCUACUCCACCUCCCCAGAUUCUGUCAGCUGAAGAGCUUGAACUUGUCUCACAACCGUCUGGGUGUUUUCCCCGAAUGUGUGUGCGAGAUCCUCACCCUCACUGAGCUCUGCCUCUCCUGCAACAAUCUCCACACCGUACCCGUGCAGAUCGGCAACCUCCAAAGCCUCCAAACGCUGUCUCUGGAUGGAAACCACCUGAGCUCCCUACCCAAUGAGCUGGGCGGACUGUCCCAGCUCAGCAGUCUCGGCCUAUCCUUCAACGACUUCAAUCAUAUACCCGCUGUGCUGGAGAGACUGGGCGCAGUGGACAAGUUGUCCAUGGCUGGGAACCAAGUGGUGUGUUUGGAGGUGUGUGCUCUGCUCAGCAUGAGCCACCUGAAACACAUCGACCUCAGGCUAAAUGGACUACGCUGUGUGAAAAGUGAGUCUCCAGAGGCAGUGACCCUGCUGGCCCACCUAGACCUGAGGGACAACUGUUUAGACUCACUGGACCUCACUUCCAUCUGCAGCCUGGAGACUCUCCACUGCCAACGUAACCAGCUGAGGGCGCUGACGGUUGGCGGCCUUGCGCUGCACAAGCUUCACGCCGGCAGCAACCGCCUUAGCGCAGUCAGCGUUUACCCAGUCCCAAACCAACUGACACACUUGGAUUUAUCCCAGAACCUUCUGGAGGACCUACCAGACUGGGUGUGUGACUGCACAAAAGUGGAGCUGCUGGAUGUCACCCACAACCUCCUGACUGAGCUUCCAUCCAGGUUGCUCAACAGCUUGAGUUUGAGGAAGCUUCUGGUGGGGAACAAUCGCUUGCAGAGAGUGCCUGAGCUGCUGGACCACGUCCCCCUGGAAGUUCUGGACCUCCAGCACAACAAGCUAGGAGAACUCCCGGAGAGUCUCUUCUUCAAGGCCUUAAACCUCAAACAUUUAAAUGCGUCAGCCAAUAACCUGGAAAGUAUUCCUCCCAGCGGCCAAUCAGAUGACAGCCUAAGCACGCUGCAGGAGCUCUACCUGACCGGGAACAACCUCAAUGAAAACUGCGGUGCUCUGCUGGUUGGACACCACAACCUGAGGGUCCUGCACAUGGGCUACAACCAGCUGCUCUCAUUCCCUGCCAGUAAACUGAGUAAGCUGGAGCUGCUUGAGGAGCUCAAUCUAAGUGGCAACAAACUGAAGAGCAUCCCCUCUACGGUGUCCAGCUGCAAGAGACUGCACACCCUCAUAGCGCACUCCAAUCACAUUACCGUCUUCCCGGAGAUCCUCAACCUUCCUGAAAUCAAGCUUGUGGAUCUGAGCUGUAACGAGUUGACUGAGAUCCAACUGCCCGAAUCGCUGCCGCCUAGCCUCCAGGAGCUGGACUUGACAGGCAACGGCAGCCUGAUGCUGGAACACAAAACUCUUAAUUUCUUCAGUCACAUCACCACAUUGAAAUUGGACCAGAAAUCGACCACAACAGCAGACUCGCAAAACGCCUCCGCUCCCUGGAGCCAUGGGUACUCUGAAAUGAGCGGCCAAAGGAACAAGUUGUGUGUGUCCAUGCUGGCCAUUGACCGCCUCGGUGACAGCGUGGAAGCGUGCUACGGUAUUUUCGAUGGGGACCGCAAUGAGGAAGUGCCUCGGCUGCUGCAGUGCACCAUGGGUGACGUGCUGUGCGAGGAAGUGCAACAUUCCAGUAUUGACAGCGUGUACAUGAGCAAUACAUUCCUAACCUCACACAGGAAACUAGGUAUGGCCGGCCAGAAAUUGGGUGCCUCUGCCUUGCUGUGUUACAUCCACCAUGAGUCCUCAGAGCCAGGAGGCUACCUCAGUGUGACCGUGGCCAACGUGGGGACCUGCCAGGCGGUGCUGUGUCGGGACGGCCGACCCGUAUCGCUCUCAAAGGUGUACAGCUUGGAGAACUGCACUGAGGAGAUGGAGAGAGUUAAACUCAGCAAAGCCAUCAUUACAGAGGAUAACAAAGUGAGCGGCGUGACAUGCUGCUCCCGCCUGCUGGGUUGCUCUUAUCUGUCUCCCUGGGUGCUUCCGAAGCCCUGGGUGCACACCGAGCCGCUCUCAUCCCAGGAUGACUUUCUGAUCCUGGGGAAUCGCGCGCUCUUUGAGCGCGUGUCUUACCAGGAGGCUGUGUGCACAGUUCAGGCCGUGCGGGAUCCGCGCGCCGCCGCCAAGAAGCUUUGCACGCUGGCCCAGAGCUACGGCUGUAAGGACAACAUUGGCGCUGUGGUGGUGGCCUUGAACAUUGCAGAGGACAGCUGCACCUGCGAGCCACCGGUCUACACUACUGAACCCCGGGGUCUUCCUCAUGUCUCUUUCCCUGUGUCUACGACGCCAGCCCCUAGCGACUCAGCCACCCUGUCAUCCACUAGCGGGGUCGUCUCUGAAUUCAACAGUGAGACGUCAGCGUCGGAGGUGGGCAGCGAGGCGGGCUCCACUGGCUCGGAUGAGCACCCGAACUCAGGAGCUGCGCCACGCCCUGAGAGACGUUGUAGCCUGCACCCCGGUACGACACUGUGCGGCAUUAUGGUCCCAGGCUCGGUCGGGCUAGGCAGCCACAUGGGCCUGUUCCAGCGGCAACCUUCCUCUGCCACUUUCUCUAGCAACCACUCUGACAACGGCUUGGACAGCGAUGAUGAGACUCCACUGGAGGGCGUCAUCUCCAAUGGCAGCAAGUUAGAAGUGGAGGUAGACAUCCACUGCUGCGCUUUCCAGCUGCGGUCAGGGCCCUCCGAGAGCCUGAAGGACUUGGACUUUGAAAAGGGAGGCUCCGAUUAUCCUCAUGGCAAGGUGGGCAGACAGAACAGCGUGGUGGUCUCCGCAACAAACGGCUGCCUGCUGGCUGUUUGUGGAAGAGAGAUCGCAGACUUGAAGAAAUCACCUUCUACUUCGUGCCUGUUUGGGAAGAAGACGUCCAACGGUUCCGUGGUGGCCCCCGAGGACAGUCAUAAUCUCAUCGAGGUGGCCCUGGAGGCACCUAAGAAGAAGUCCGGGUAUUUCACUGCGCCCGCACAGCAGGACCCCGAAGACCAGCUGAUCGUGCCCCCUUGUCUGGAGCAGGAAGUACGGGAGCAGUUAAAAGGUCAGAGCCCUCUCGUCUCAGGCCCCUCUGCACCAUCCACACCCCCUUCAUUAAAAGACGCAGGAUGGGAUCAAUCACACCCUCCUCCUCUCUUUACCCCGAGCCUGGCGCCUGGUCCUGGAGUGAUCCCAAUCAUAAAGCCUGAGGUCUAUGAUACUGCCCUCUGAAAGGGGGAACACAGCUCAACUUGGCUGCCAAGCUGUUAUCGUGCCACCCCAGGGAAGUCGAGGCGAUUAUUGUGAGUUUAAAGGGGACUACACUUUGUGACUCAAGGCUAAAAUCGUGUGUUCAAACGUCACCAAGCGUAUCCUUUUCCUUGGAAAAUCUCACUUUGGAAUUGUGCAGGAAUGUGCUCAGUGCAGGUUAUAUUCUUGUAGUAAAAGUGCCUACGGCAGACGACUCAGCCUCAGAGUUCCCAGGCUACACGGCUGUUUUAGAGUAGAGAUUCUUACACCUGAAGGAAGAACAAUAAAGCUUGACACAGCUAGUCGUCCUCCUCCUGUAGCUUAUAAAAGGAAAGGAACAUUCUGAAUGCCAUUCGGUCUCAUAGCCCCCGCUCCCAUCAAGCUUCAGUUUUAAAUUCGCCAUAAUACGGUUUUGAAACAGUAGACGCUGGUCUGUCUUGUGUUUCCAUCGUGGGAUUAUGAUGGUUGAUUGUGUGGGUUGCCAAAGCUCAGGAUGAGUCAAGCAUUUGCACCUUCUAAACCCAGGGGUGUCUAAACUGAAGAAUGAGGGGGUUACUUUGAUAUUCUUCACCUUUUUGUUUAUUAAACAUGCUAAAAUCAAUCCAAUAUAGGUCAAGAUCAGUUAACUAUAUUUAAAGGAAAAUUAUUACUAAUAGUGUACAGAAAGUUUACUUCUUUUUUCUCAUUUCGAAUUUGUUUUCGUUCAGUGCGGCCCUAAUUCUCCGUCACAAAUGGCCUCCGUUUUGACCAUCCCUGGAUGGUCAAAGCCGUGGACCUGGGUCCAGUCCAGCUUUGACUUUCCCCUUGAGGGCCACGGUACUUUUUGCUUGUGAGCCAGAACAAGUCGGAGUUGGCAUCACUCUUCAAUUAUAUGCAAACAUAAUGCAAAUGUCAGCCUCAGAUAAAUAUACACAGACACGGACGGAAGCUGCCAAGAAUCUCUUUGAAUAUGACAGCUGCGACUUUAAAUAGUACUACUCCUUAUUAUUAUUGCACUAGUAUGGUAAAAAUACUAGUACUCUUAAUAGAGUUUGACUUUAAAAAUGAUCAAUAGAUAACUGCCCUUCAAAAAAAGUUACUUUUAAACAAUCUCACAAAAGAGGUUUAGAAUCUUCUCUCGAGAAUGAAUUCCACCCAUCGUGAUGCUGCUAACAAGAUAUCGAGGGAAAGAAAAGGUUUUCAUAGCAAUGCACAUUGACGAGAAGUCAAAAUGUAAUGAAGUCAUUUCACUGUGCAAAGCCGACAUGGCACCACGGUGUGGUGCGAUCCGAUUUCCAUUAAACUAAACAGAAAAAUAAGUCGAUUAUUGUUGCUUGAUCUAAAUGUCAUAAUGACAUUUUGAAGCACAUAUUCAGUGUUCACUGUGUUGUGUGAUAUGAAAUAUCUCAGCUCAUGACAAAUGCAAUAUAAUAAAUACGACAACGGAAACUCAAUUCAUGUCCCUCCACGCAAAUUCAGUCGGAGCUUGGACAUUUUUCACUUUCCCAGAUGAUAUUUGGGAUUAGAGUGAGCCUUGCAUAUUCAUAUUUCGGUAUUCGCAAAUUCACAGAUUAUUAUUUUUUUGGGGGCUGGGGGGGCAUAUUUGUUGUUUUGGGCUCGGGACAGAGCCAUGUCUCUCUCUUUUGCGCCAUCUGGUGGCAUCUUGGGACCAAGCAACUAUCUUGAAGUGAGGGGAGGAAUCCUCAUUUCGUCAGGCCAUAACCGAGUUUACUAGAAAAAAAGUGUUUUGCCGCCAUAUUGUGGUGUCAAUUACUCGCUACGUUUCGCUUUUUACAGCAGGGCUCGAUCUGUAUCCCCCAUGAGUACUGAAAAUCUUGUUCCCCCGACCCGAAAAGAUAUAGAACUACCUAUAGAUGUGUACUUUUGUCUAAAAUAAAACUCCUUAACUUCAGCAUAGUUCCUUGGCGCGAAGAUGCCACAAGAUGACGCCAAAGCACAACUUUUGGCCAAACAAAGCUCUUUAAUCCACUUCAACAUAGUUCCUUAGCCACGAAAUGCCACAAGAUGGCCGCAAAGGACUACUUUGGUCAAAAUGAAGCUAUUUCAAUUACUUCAACAUAAUAUAGGUGAAUUUGUGAAUGACGAACCCCAAAUACGUGGGGGUAAUUUGUGUGUGGUAAUUUCCCCUUGUAGUGCAUUUGCUGUAAGAUAGCAACAGUAAACACUGUCUGAUACUGCCAAAAUUUUCCAAUGUUUUAUUUUUCGCAGCUACAUUAUUUUAAUUGUGAGGUGAACAUAAUACAGGCCAAUGACUCUUGGUUCCUGGUGCCAAAAGAGAAAGUGUUUUUUAAGAAGACCAAAGUCAGGUAAUUGCACAUGCCAAUUAGACGUCUUGUUUUGGCAUAGUGGUGCAGUUGUGGCAUUCCAUAGUUUGACUUUCCAGUGUUCCCUUUCAGCCUUAAAGCAUUGCCGCUCAGUAUUUGUUAAAAGGAAGACGAGCCAUCGAUUGAAUCCCACUCAUGUUGUCGUAUUGUCUUUGAAGCCUUAAUUGUCUUUCUCCUGUUACUUGUCAACUUCAUGGAUUCAACACUAAUUACAACCCCAAUUCCAAUGAAGUUGGGACGUUGUGUUAAACACAAAUAAAAACAGAAUACAAUGAUUUGCAAAUCAUCUUCAACCUAUAUUUAAUUGAAUACACUACAAUGACAAGAUAUUUAAUGUUCAAACGGAUAAACUUUAUUGUUUAUCAGUUUGUUUUAUUGUAUUUUGUGGCUGCAACACGUUCCAAAAAAGCUGGGACAGGUGGCAAAAAAGACUUAGAACGUUUAGGGAUGCUCAUCAAUCACCUGUUUGGAACAUCCCACAGGUGAACAGGCUCAUUGGGAAUAGGUAGGUGCCAUGACUGCGUAGAAAAGGAGCUUCCCUGAAUUGCUCAGUCAUUCACAAGCAAAGAUGAGGCGAGGUUCACCUCUUUGUGAACAAGUGUGUGAGAAAAUAGUCGAACAGUUUAAGGACGAUGUUCCUCAACGUACAAUUGGAAGGAAUUUAGGGAUUUAAUCAUCUGCGGUCCAUAAUAUCAUCAAAAAGUUCAGAGAAUCUGGAGAAAUCACUGCAUGUAAGCGGCGAGGCCGAAAACCAACAUUGA
Molecule: messenger RNA, 7591 nt
Organism: Phycodurus eques (leafy seadragon)
Lineage: Eukaryota; Metazoa; Chordata; Actinopteri; Syngnathiformes; Syngnathidae
Gene: phlpp2
Product: PH domain and leucine rich repeat protein phosphatase 2
Exons: 19
Coding region: 202-4488 (1428 amino acids)
Molecular function (GO): protein binding
Source: RefSeq, a predicted model, not a curated record